UCGGUUUGUGCAUAUUUUGUGAACAUGUAAAAUAAAACGUGCUAUAUUCCAUAUGGUAUUGUUUGUAACACUAUGAAUUCUAGUGUUCUAUGAAAUAUCUCACUUUGUUGAACAUUGUUUGACUUUAAUCAAACAAUUUUAAUUGAAUUUUUAACAUUUACUUUACAUAAUUCAUCUCGAUUAUAUAACUUGUAUGUGUGAAUCAAGAUACAUUGAAAGUUUUCAAAUAUGACCGUGAACAAUGUUCUAAGUAUUCUACGAGUUGUGUUCUUAGUUGUCCACCAUUUGUAUUGCUACCCUGCUGGCUUAGUAUGGGCUUUGCUAAUAAUGCCUUUAUACAAGAUAAAUGCUUCUCUAUUUCAUCGUCUGUACGAAAUCUUGGGAUACAUGAUGUUGACUAUGGGAACUUGGUACACUUGGUCGGCUGGCUAUGGUGUUCUAGAACUUGGUGAUGAUAUAUCCCCAUGUGAUCAUGAGAAGACUUUGGUUAUGAUUAAUCAUCAAACAGCAAGUGACGUAAUAUUUUUACUUUCUUUCUUGAUUUCAAGGCUAGAAUUCAUUAAAAACUCAAUGUGGAUUAUGAAUGAAGAAUUUAAAUACACUCCUUUUGGCACUAUGUGUAGAGUAAAAAGACACUUCUUUAUCAAAAUUGGAAAAGAAAAAAGAGAGCAAGGGCUAGUGGACUUCAAACGGCACUUGGAAAAGUAUUUUGCAAAUUUAAACAAAAAAAAGAUCGUUUUGUUUCCGGAGGGAGGAUUUCUUCACAAACGAAGGGCAAAAAGUCAAAAAUACGCUUUGGAAAACAAUCUACCAGUGUUGCACAACGUGUGUCUACCCCGCCUGGGAGCUGUGCAGACGACGUUAGACGUUUGUCGUUCAGCGGAGGAAAAAUCAAAACAAACUAACGACAACACCAAGUCCUCAGAAUUGAAGUGGGUGCUGGAUAUCACCAUAGCCUAUCCCGGAGGACAUCCUAUAUGGGUGACCGACAUUGCCUGGGCUUCUCGGACACCCUGUAACGUCAUCUUCCUCUACCGGCUCUUCCCCGCCUCACAACUACCUUCAGACCCUGACCUAGUCACCAGGUGGCUCUAUGGCAGAUGGCAAGAGAAGGAUGAAAUCCUAACUAAGUUUUACUCCACAGGAUCAAUCCCCGUAGAAGAGGUCUGUAAAAACCCGAUCCCUCCACGUUUAUUGACUCAAAACCCUCUUGAGCAAUUUGCAAUCCAUGUUUUCUUUCUGUUAUCUUCCUACGUGUUGUACAAAGUGUAUUUUUUGUUUUUCGAUCCAAGCCUUUUCCUAUGGCUUCUAUUUUUCUACUUAAUUUUUCUGACGUUGAAAGUUACAAAGAAGAUUUGAACAUUUUAUAGGAAAACUUAGUAAGAUCUUGAGAAACUAUGGUUGUACGAUUUGUUGUAAAGGUUUGUAGUGAACUGUCUACAUUUACAAGGUGUUAAUUAGCCCAACACAUCCUUACAACCGGACGUAAGUUAACAAUUUUUUUUUAAAGCCUACUAGCUUGGAAAACAUUAGUAUAUGAGCUAUGCUAUUUGCACUUUUUUAGUGUACUUAUUUUUUUUUUAUUGCAUUGGCACACUGGCUAAGCUAAUCCAAAUGCAUACAUAUUGUACAAUAAACUAACCAAAAGGAUCCCUAAAUAGCAAAACAAACAUUAUAGGCCUAGACACAUUUCUAGUAUGAAAACUGUAAAACAGGUAAAGAUAAAUAUGUAAGAACAAGUUAGAUGGUUUCCUGAUAAGUAAAGAGUUUUUUUUUUAUGUUGAGAAAACAAUGUUGAACCUGAAAUUAUUAAGAGGAUAUACAUGAAAUUAUUUAGAGGGUUGCCGAUGUUUAUAAGGCGACAUAUAUAGCUUAAUUUACUAAAAAAGGUUACAAACAACUGUUUCUACAACAUCUGUAACCUCAGAAACGUGCAUUAUUUAAGCAUAUUACGAACCUGGUUCUCUGUCCUGUACUAGGUUUAUUUUUCGUUUUUAACACAUAAAUAAAUUUAAGCCUUACCUAUAGAUUUGAAUUGUUAUAGCUUGAAGAUAUUUUUACGUUUCAUUUACAUGUUCAUUAGCUUAUAAGUGUUUGUUCACCACAGUUACUGAUUUGUUUAAAACCGGGUUAGAAUCAUCAAUAACCUAAACUUUUUAAGUAUGUGGAGGAUAAAGUUUCCGAUCAUUG
Macrosteles quadrilineatus (aster leafhopper) is the source of this 2190-nucleotide messenger RNA. RefSeq names its product acyl-CoA:lysophosphatidylglycerol acyltransferase 1-like. Gene Ontology annotation, molecular function: acyltransferase activity. Lineage: Eukaryota; Metazoa; Arthropoda; Insecta; Hemiptera; Cicadellidae. The transcript is spliced from 3 exons. The coding region runs from base 229 to 1359 and encodes 376 amino acids. Gene Ontology annotation, cellular component: endomembrane system. The record is from RefSeq and is a predicted model, not a curated record.